Molecule: messenger RNA, 2163 nt
Organism: Rhea pennata
Lineage: Eukaryota; Metazoa; Chordata; Aves; Rheiformes; Rheidae
Product: syntaxin-binding protein 4-like
Exons: 21
Coding region: 1-2151 (716 amino acids)
Molecular function (GO): protein binding
Source: RefSeq, a predicted model, not a curated record
AUGUCUCUUCUCUCUCCCAGGACGCUCAUGGGACCAUACGGAAUGGAUCGAGUCGCACAUUGUUUUGAUUUCUAUGACUGUGCAAACGGGCUGGGUAUUAAGGUAAUUGGUGGUAUCAAGGAGCUCACAGGAGAAGAACAUGGAGUUUAUGUCAAGAGGAUCCUACCAGGAGGUGUUGCUUAUGCAGAUGGUCGCCUGCAACCAGGAGACCAGAUCCUGGAGGUCAACGGAGAUUCCUUAAUUGGAGUUACAAGUGAGAGGGCCAUAGAUAUUCUCAGAACAGCGUCCGCCACCAGCCACAUGCGCCUUCUUAUAGCCCGAGAUGAUGAUGCCAGGAGAGAAUUCUCUGAGCUGAUGGAGAAGUUUGGCUCUCAGAGCAAUACAGGCUCAGCACGGAGUUCUCCUGUUCCGCAUGGUGGAAGUCGAUAUCUGGAAAGUACAUCCUCGGGGUCCUCCUCACGCUCACAGAGUCCACUGCUACUGAGCCCUGCAAAUUCUCACAGCCCCUUCCUCGGAAACUCGGCACACUCUCUUCACUCACAUUACUCCAUUGAAUCAGGAAUCCAGAGCAUCUCUAUAGCAAAGUCCUCUGGCUUAGGGCUGACAAUCAGUGGUGGAUCUAACAGGCCUGAUGGCCCCAUGAUUUAUGUUCAAGAGCUUACGCCAGAUGGUGACUGUUACAAGGAUGGUCGGCUCCGUCCUGGUGAUCAACUGAUUGCUAUCAAUAAAGAUUCUUUGGUGGGCAGCACAUAUGAAGAGGCCAGGAAAAUAAUUGCAAAAACCAAAUUCAGACAUGAGGGAAGCACAGAAGUGGCCUUUAUUCCUGGAAGGGGACGAUUACAUCCUGGACUAUCAGUUCAUAACAACAUCCAGUCAUCUCCUCCAAAGGCUGUGGGAAAUGGUCUAAGUUCCUGCAGAUUGAAGGUCCAUGCAAGGUCCCCAGAGAAUAGACGUGAAAAUCUUUUUCCUGUGCCUUCUUUGUCACCAGACAUUUGCCCGCCAGAGCUCACUGUCUCAGCACCUGCUUCAGCAUCUAAUCAGAAAGCAGCUUCAAGCAGCAAACCAAAAGUAGCACUGGAUCCUCAUAUUCGUCUCAAGGAUGGAAAACUGGAACUGGUUCUGCAGUAUCUUGGUCUGGAUGUGACUGAGGAGAAGAAGAGGCAGUUACGGCAAAGUUUGACAACAGACUCGCAGGGAACAGUGGCCUAUGGAGAUUUUCUCCAAGCACUCGGGGAUCUAAUGCGGGAUGAGCUGGAUGAGGCCGGCCUUGAUUCCAGCUCAGUGCUCUUCAGUCAACAUGAAGUAGCCAGUUUGCUGGAUACAUCUGCUUUUCACUCUUUGACUUUUGACUCUCUCAACUGUAAUGGCAAUGAGGAAGUGGAGCAGCUGCAGCUGGAAAUGACAGAUCUGCGGCAAGAAGUCCGAAGGCUAAAGUCUCUCCUGAAAGAGGUAGAGAACAGUAAGAAGUCAAUGGAAGAUGAACUUCAGAGACUGAACCAGAAAGCACUGGGCUUCCUCUCUGAGAACCGGACCCUGCACAGCAAGCUGCAGAUGGCAGAGGUUGUGCAGAGACAGGCUCACAGUGCAGAGCAGGACUAUGAGGAAGUGAUCCACUUGCUGGAAGCUGAAAUUGCUGAACUGAAGAUGGAGCUGGCAGGGAAGAGAGCAAAACAUGUCUCUGAAAUAGAGGGGGACAUUUUGGAACUGAAAAGGCAGUUGUCCCUGGCUGAUGGCCAGUUACGAAAAUCGGAAGUCUCACGGAAGCGUCUGGAGAUCUGCAAUAGGAAGCUGCUCUUGUUUGUGCAGAAUGUUCACAAGGUCCUGAGCACAUCCAGUCAUUUGCCAGAUGAGAAAAGAGCCAACAGUGAAACAGAAGAGGAUAAAACAGAUGCAGUCUCAGAUACAUCUCUUCCAUCUUCAGAUCUUGUUGACCUUUUGCUAUCAGAAGCUAAAGAACUGUUAGCACCAAUCCUCUCCAACAAGGAUGCUUUGCCAUGUGACUGGGACCAGUGCCUGCCUACUGAAGGAAUCUCAAAUUACAAGGACCAUCUUCAUCAAAAGACCACGUGGCCCCCUCCCUCAAGCCAGAACAAGAAUGAUGAGCCAGAGCCACUGAGUCCAACGAACAAAUCUCCUGAGAAGCCUACAUAAAUCUCCCACAAC